AUGGCGUCCCAAGCUCAAUGUCUCUACUGCUUUGAGUGUCUGUCAGCCAGCUUCGAGAAUCGAGAUCCUCCUACGCUGGGCAAAGUCGAAAGACUAUGGGAGGAUCACCAGAACAGCCUACCAUCCGAAGACGAGCCUAGCAAUGAGACACCAGAGGGGCAGCCCUUAGAAGAGGACCCGGCAAUGGAAGACAGUGAAGACGCUGAAGAAACCGACGAAGAAGACGGCCUGGACGAAGAAGAUGAAGAAGACGAGAGCAGAGGGAGCAUAGAACAAGACUCCACUUCAUCAACACAACCGCCUCCGGCAAGACCUCAAAUCCCAAGCAUUUCCCGCCUCCAAGCAUCGACACCGAGCUCGCAAUCCUGCUGCUAG
Endocarpon pusillum Z07020 is the source of this 375-nucleotide messenger RNA. RefSeq lists its product as uncharacterized. The transcript has a single exon. Lineage: Eukaryota; Fungi; Ascomycota; Eurotiomycetes; Verrucariales; Verrucariaceae. The coding region runs from base 1 to 375 and encodes 124 amino acids. The record is from RefSeq and is a predicted model, not a curated record.